Theileria orientalis strain Shintoku is the source of this 777-nucleotide messenger RNA. RefSeq names its product 60S ribosomal protein L2/L8. The transcript is spliced from 2 exons. Gene Ontology annotation, cellular component: ribosome; cytosolic large ribosomal subunit. The record is from RefSeq and is a predicted model, not a curated record. Gene Ontology annotation, biological process: cytoplasmic translation. NCBI's taxonomy places the organism in Eukaryota, Apicomplexa, Aconoidasida, Piroplasmida, Theileriidae. Bases 1 to 777 code for a protein of 258 amino acids. Gene Ontology annotation, molecular function: RNA binding; structural constituent of ribosome.
AUGGGACGUGUUAUUAGAAGUCAGAGGAAGGGUAGAGGAUCGGUAUUCCGCGCCCAUACCCAUAAGAGACAGGGCCAAGUUAAGCUUCGUCGCCUCGACUACGCUGAGACUCACGGAUACAUCAGGGGUGUCGUCAAGGACAUCAUCCACGACCCGGGCAGGGGUGCGCCGCUCGCCAAGGUGGUGUUCAGGAACGCCUACAAGUACGGCCUCGACAGGGAGCUGUUCGUCGCAGUCGAGGGACUCUACACCGGCCAGUUUGUAUACUUUGGAAGCAACGCUGCACUCUCCAUCGGAAACUGCCUCCCAGUCGGUAAAAUGCCAGAGGGAACAGUCGUGAGCUGCUUGGAGGAGAAGAAGGGCGACAGAGGAAGGGUGGCAAAGACCUCAGGAAGCUACGCCACAGUUAUCAGUCACUCUGACGACGGGAAAACCACGAGGGUCAGGUUGCCCUCAGGAACAAGGAAGACAGUAAGCUCUGCUUCCAGAGGCUUGGUCGGCGUCGUCGCAGGCGGCGGAAGGAUCGAAAAGCCACUCCUGAAGGCCGGCGUAUCGUACCACAAGUACAAGGCUAAGAGGAACUGCUGGCCCAAGGUGAGGGGUGUUGCGAUGAACCCGGUAGAGCAUCCGCACGGAGGUGGUAACCACCAGCACAUUGGUCACCCCUCGACCAUAUCGAGGAUGGCUCCGCCAGGUCAGAAGGUCGGUCUUAUUGCAGCCAGGAGGACAGGUCUCCUUCGCGGCAGCAAGAAGAAGAAGUUCAACAAGGAUACAUAA